GUAUUGUAUUCUUUUUUUCUAGCUAAACUUGUUUUCGGGUACCUGAAAUUAACCCAAUAAAAUACAGAUUCAAGCCAUUGAAGAACAGCUUAAUCGCUCUCGAUUCGUCUCUCCAUUUUCCAUUAACUUCCGACCAUGCUGCGGAGGUCUAUAUUGCAACUAUCUUCUCGUCGAUCAUCUGGACGAAUUUCACCACGAAUAACCACACAGAUACCUUUGUAUCUUUCCUCUAGGAAAGAAUACUCUGUUGCAUCUCAGCCCAAUACAUCUAAGGUGCCUGGCUCAACCGGAAAACCGUCAAACUCUGGGUCUGGGAGCAAUGUGUCUAAAGUUUUUAUCGGAACUAUAGCCCUAGGUGCUGCAGCUGUUGUAACAGCUUACCAGACUGGCUACUUAGAUAAACUUCUCACUAAAGAACAGAAUAAUGAUCUUAAUACACAUCCAAUUCCGGUUCUCCAUGAAGAACCUCAACAGUCGACGACAGUUAAUGGAGAUUUGCCCAAUGGUGAAACUGUAACACAAGUUGCUGUUCAAAAUGUUCAAGAGUCUGAGAACUCGAGUCCAACUGUUGAUGACGUUGGUGAAAAAAACAGCAACUUUGAUCCGUAUUAUGGUAGAACAGAAGAUAAAGAUAAACAGUCGGAAAUUAAACAAUUGCCAAAAUCAGAUGCUGUUUCUGACCACGAUAUCUCAACUUCUGAUACUGCAAGCAUUGAUUCCAUAGCACCGAUUAAAGAUGAAUUUAGCGCAAAAGACCAAGAUGUGAAGCCUUCUACAGAACAACAUGAGGGAGUUCAGAGCACCUCAAUACCAACUGAGGUUGCUCCAGUUAUUGAAGAAACUGCGAUAAAGUCUGAGCCACCUCAGCAGCAAGAGACUGCAGAUGUGACAAAGGCUAUCGUGAGCAACGAUGCCAAAGAGCCAAAUUCCCUUCUUGAUUCAUACCUUGUAGAGGAUCAGGUGGAACAAAAUCCUGCAACAUCUUCAUAUCCGGACAAGGAAGUAGCUGCGGCGGUGGAAGGUAAUGAUGAUGAUGAUGUGUUAAAGAAUGGAACAUUAAUUUUGGAUCUCUUGGAAGCCAUUCACGCAGCUGAAAAAAGGCAGGCGGAUUUGGAUGCGCAUAUUUUUUCUGAAGAGAAGAGGUUGAUGAAGGAGAAAUAUGAAAAGGAAUUGAAAGAUGCAAGAGCCCGGGAACUCAUGUAUGCCGAAAGAGAGACUAUUUUGGACAAGGAAUUACAUAAAGAAAAGAUAAAAGCAGCGGCUGCUCUCAAGUCACUUCAGGAAAAGUUAGAAGAGGAGUUCAGAAUGGAGAUUGAAAAAAAGGAGUCUGAAGCAGAAAUGGAGCUGAAUAAGUUAAAGGAUCUAGCAAAGGCUGAAUUACUUGCAGCGAUUACAAGGGAGAAAGCAUCCCAAAUUGAAAAACUGCAGGAGGCAAAUCUCAAUAUAAAUGCUUUAUGCAUGGCAUUCUAUGCAAGAUCUGAGGAGGCGCGUCAAAGUCAUUCUGUCCACAAGCUUGCCUUGGGUGCUCUUGCACUGGAAGAUGCUCUGUCUAAAGGAUUGCCUAUACAGAAAGAAAUAGAAGCUCUUAAAACUUACAUGGAUGGGGUUGAUAAAGACUCACUAUUAGGUUUGGUCAUGGCUUCUCUUCCUGAAGACACACUGGAAAAUGGGACCGAUACCAUAUUGCAGUUAAAUCACAAGUUUGAUGGCUUGAAAGGGACUCUGCGGCACUUCAGCCUACUGCCUCCAGGCGGUGGUGGCAUUUUGGCGCAUUCUUUGGCUUAUAUUGCAUCCGUACUAAAGGUUAAGGAAGGUGACAGUUCUGGUGACGGAAUUGAGUCGGUGAUAAACCGAGUGGAAAGCUUGUUAGCGGAUGGGAAACUUUUGGAAGCCGCGGAGACACUAGAAAAUGGUCUAAAAGGCAGCCAGGCAGCGGAAGUUGUUGGUGAUUGGGUCCGACAAGCCAGGAACCGGGCAAUCACUGAGCAAGCACUAACUCUCCUUCAGUCUUAUGCUACAUCUGUAAGCCACACUUGAAUCACAUUGCUCUUGGGUUCUGGGCAAAUAAAGACGGUGGCGUUUUCCGUCUUCAUAACCCUGAAAUAUUUAGCUUUGUUAUCGAGAAUUUGGCCUCUGAAAUUGACCCGAGUUCUUGUUGUGGUGUUCUUCGGUUGACACCUAUUUUUUAGUUGGUUGGUUGGUUGGAAUGCCAAUAUACUACAGUUUUUUUCUGGUUAAUGCUUGAAUUGUUGAGGCUAUAUUGACAUGUACCUGUAGUGAGAGACGUGCAAAUUGCUAUCAUGUUUAAAAAUACACACUAAAACACUUUACUUUCUAUAAAAUGAAUAACUUUUAGAACUA
This is a messenger RNA of Helianthus annuus (common sunflower), 2361 nucleotides long. RefSeq names its product MICOS complex subunit MIC60. The coding region runs from base 136 to 2037 and encodes 633 amino acids. Gene Ontology annotation, cellular component: MICOS complex. Gene Ontology annotation, biological process: cristae formation. The transcript has 12 exons. Lineage: Eukaryota; Viridiplantae; Streptophyta; Magnoliopsida; Asterales; Asteraceae. The record is from RefSeq and is a predicted model, not a curated record.